Messenger RNA from Xenopus tropicalis (tropical clawed frog), 2702 nucleotides. RefSeq names its product Ras converting CAAX endopeptidase 1 (gene rce1). NCBI's taxonomy places the organism in Eukaryota, Metazoa, Chordata, Amphibia, Anura, Pipidae. Gene Ontology annotation, cellular component: endoplasmic reticulum membrane. The transcript is spliced from 9 exons. Gene Ontology annotation, biological process: CAAX-box protein processing; CAAX-box protein maturation. Bases 415 to 1341 code for a protein of 308 amino acids. Gene Ontology annotation, molecular function: endopeptidase activity; metalloendopeptidase activity. The record is from RefSeq and is a predicted model, not a curated record.
GGAGCGUGUAUAUGCGUAAUGACGCAGCCGCUUGGGGAGUGACGCGCGACGGAGGAACAUAUUGCACAGGUUGAGCAGCGCACAUCCUCGUCACAUAAGCUGCUAGUAGCACACGGUUUUCUGUGAGAGAGAAAAUAACAUUGUACUGUCGUAGUGGUUACCAGCAAUACCCGCCGCCACCAGAGCCUCAGCCAACAGUAUCUGACCAAAACAAAUGACAGUGAACAAGUCGGGCCAAUGAAACCGCGAAUUGAAAAAACACCUCUCGUUAUGCCUUAUUUGACCAGUCGUGGCAAAGAAGAAUAAUUGGCCUACCAGUACAAGAACAUUGACUACUAUUUCCCAACCAAUUGCUCUAACAUCUGAAAGCUGGUAGGUUCACUCAAGAAGAGGAAACCAUAAAGUGCAACAGCCAUGUCUGGAACUCAUGGAGGCGACCCGGGACCUGGUCUGUGUGGGGUGUCUGUAUUCUGGUGCUUGACAUUGGCCUGCUCGUAUGUGGGUAGCUUAUAUGUAUGGAAAAGUGAGCUUCCCAGGGAUCACCCAGCGGUCAUAAAGAAGAGAUUCACCAGUGUAUUAAUUGUGUCCUUGCUUUCUCCUCUUUUCCUGUCUUUGUGGAAAGAAAUGACUGGUGUCAAGACAGAUGCACCUCUUCUUUCCCUCAUGGGGCUCCGCAUUGAGGGAAUUAUUACAGCAGCCAUAUUACCCUUAUUGCUGACUAUGGUCUUAUUUCUUGGCCCACUUGUGCAGCUUUCCCUUGAUUGUCCUUGGGAUUUCCUUGAUGGUCUAAAAGUAGGUUUUGACCCAAGAUUUUGGAUUCUUUGUGUGUCUGACAUGCGUUGGCUGCGUAACCAGGUGAUAGCCCCAUUGACAGAAGAGUUGGUGUUUAGGGCAUGCAUGCUUCCCAUGUUAGUGCCAUGCACUGGUCCAGGACCUGCCAUUUUUACAUGUCCUCUCUUCUUUGGUAUUGCACAUUUUCAUCAUGUCAUUGAACAGAUUAGGUUUCGUCAGGCAACUGUCCUCAGUAUCUUUCUUUCUGCUGUUUUUCAGUUUUCAUAUACUGCAGUGUUUGGGGCCUAUACAGCAUUUAUCUUCAUAAGAACUGGGCACCUUAUAGGUCCUGUUCUGUGCCAUUCCUUCUGCAACUACAUUGGUUUCCCAGCUAUAUUUGGUGCUUUAGAACACCCUCAACGUUAUACUAUAAUUCUUUUCUAUUUUCUUGGUGUAGUGCUAUUCAUACUGCUGUUAUAUCCUAUGACUGAGCCUACAUUAUAUGGAGACAUACCCAUCUGUAAAUUGCUGGAUGCACAGUCCACAGAAUACAGAUCCCUUUGCUCUUGACAGCACCAGCAAAAUUAUCAUUGCCUGCUCUAAACGUGAAAAAAAGAGUUUAUCAUCCAGUCUACCAGAUGUGCUGCAAAAUGCUAUUGUGUAAGUCUAAAAGAGUUCAUGUUCCUCUCUGGACCACUGAAACUUCACCUUUCACAAUAAGGGAUUGAGAAGAAUGACUUGGUAUAGGUCUGGGCUUGCUGAGCAUCUUCAAGAUCUUUAAGAUCAGUAUCCUCAUGAAUGUAAAUAAGAGCAUUUUUUUCUGGUCAGUAUCUUGAGAGAUCAUUUAUAACAUGGUACUUUUACUAAAAUUCUUCUAGGUGGUUGGUUCUCAUACUGAGCUUUCAUAUUCAGCCGUGUUUUAAAUACUAUUUUUCUUUUGGCACCAAGUUGCAUAUAUUUUUGGAUGCAAAAAUUAUUCCAUAGUUGUAUAUUUUUCUAUUCUUGGUGUGGACCCAAAAUUAAAUUAUUUUCAUCCUAGCUGGAAAUAAUGAAUAUUUUCUUGCAUAGUUUCAUUUUGUAACAAUGAACAGCUUUUUUUUUUUCUUUGGAGUAUUUUGGAAGAAUAUUUAUAUGAAGAGUUUAGAUUAAAAAUACUAUAAACUUUUAUGCAAGGCAGACAAGCUGUUAUCCAAUAUGGGUCGCCAAGGAGGAAAUAAUACUGCCUUUCUUGGGAGGAUAAACUUUUAGUUUUUUGUUUUUUUUUACCUUGUUAACAUUGUAGGAAUGUUAUUGUUGUUAAGCUAUUUUUUUAACCAUGCAAUCGACCCUUCUCAAGCUAAAUGAACAGAUUGCACAGGAACUGGUGAGAAGUAUGGUCCUUCAUAAUCUGCUUUCUCUUUUAGCCAACUUUAUCUGUUAUCUGCCAAAAGUUUAUUUUUUUUAUCUAUCUGAACAGGCCAUACAAAGCAGUUAUCACUUAAUUGAGUUAAACUGACCAACCAAAUUAUACCAUGCAGCCAGCUUUGAUUUUUAGGGCUCUGGCACACGGGGAGAUUAGUCGCCCGCGACAAAUCUCCCUGUUCGCAGGCGACUAAACUCCCCGAAAAGCAAAAAUGUAAAUCGCCGGUAGGAUGGCAUACGCAGCGGCGCGAAUUCCCUGAAAUCGUGGAAGUUGCCUCGAGAGGAAACUAAUCUCCCCGUGUGCCAGAGCCCUUAGGCUAGAACAUGUGCUGUGGCUGAUUAGUUAACUAGCAUAAUGCAAUUGUCCUCUUUUGUAAACUGAAAAAGAAGUAUGUUUUUACAAAUGGAAAUGUUGUGUUUAUUUUACUUUCCUUUUUUGAAAUUGCAGCUAAAAUACUCUGAUUUUUAAGACUGUAAAAUAUAUCUUGCCCCAUAAUUAGUGUAACGGAUUAAAAAUACAGUUUUGUUUA